Molecule: messenger RNA, 1800 nt
Organism: Talaromyces proteolyticus
Lineage: Eukaryota; Fungi; Ascomycota; Eurotiomycetes; Eurotiales; Trichocomaceae
Product: kinase-like domain-containing protein
Exons: 2
Coding region: 1-1800 (599 amino acids)
Biological process (GO): protein phosphorylation; intracellular monoatomic cation homeostasis; intracellular signal transduction
Molecular function (GO): ATP binding; protein serine/threonine kinase activity
Source: RefSeq, a predicted model, not a curated record
AUGAAUGAUACAUCACCAGACGGUCCAUCUGAAGUUUACCCGAAGUCAAUUGCGUGCGGAGCAAUCCACACUUCAAAGACCCUAGCUGUACCCUCGUGCCCGAUCCUCAGCCUGGAGAUCAUUGACAGCCCUUUACCCAGACCUAAGAGACUCCGUCGGCGAUAUUACGCAAGUGCAGAGCCCUUGAUGGUUCAUACUUCAUUCCCACAGCAGUCAAAGUCUCAAGAGUCAUCACCCAAUAAUGAUAUUCGUCUAAUGACAGCUUCUAAAACGCCUAAUUCAUCAUCUCUUUCUAGAAAAUCCACAUCCUCGAUACGGAGCUUCUUCCGCCGUGCCCAGCAUCGACAUGAUACAGCAAGUACAUUUAAAGGGCUAGGGUCAGGUCAGCAAUCCCAAGAGUCUCAAGACAUUCCACGAUCGAACUCCGCAAUCCUGUCUUGCUCUUCAGAGUGCGUACCACAAGCAGACAUGGCUUGCAGCUACGGGAACUCGGCUUCUAGAAAAAAGGUCUCACACUUCCAUUCACUCAGAGACAGAAUUAAAUUUGCCGCUCUCCCACGUCCGCAACCAUUAUCCAAGAAAUUGAUCCGGCCUCCAUCAGUCGGCCAUACUCUCCAGCAUAGAGACACAUCGGCUUUUGUCAUACCUGCGAAUGUGGGAGCUGGAUCUGAAUCUCGACGACUGAGCACUAAUUUGCCGGACGAGUUUAUUGUCGAUUCCUGCGAACUUAGCCGUGAGUUCUGCAGUGGAAGUAGGAUACCAGGAAAAUGUGGGAAAGAGAUUGGAAAGGGUGCAACGGCUACUGUGCGCAUUUUUUUCAGGAAAGGUGGUUCAAAAGGUGUUCAAUAUGCUGUUAAGCAAUUCCGAAAAUGCGGCCGACAUGAAGAUAAAAGAGAAUAUGGACAAAAGAUCAAGUCGGAGUUUAGCAUUGCCAACAGCCUUCAUCACCCCAAUAUUGUGAAAACCAUUCGUCUUUGCAAGAGCCAUGGACGAUGGUAUCAUGUUAUGGAGUAUUGCGAUCAUGGGGAGUUGUACUCAUUGAUUCAAAGAGGUUAUCUUGAAGAAGAGGAUAAUCUUUGUUUUUUCAAGCAACUGUUACGAGGUGUAGCAUUCUUGCAUCAGCAUGGUAUCGCACAUCGCGAUAUCAAACCCGAAAAUCUAUUAGUCACAUCUGAAGGGCAUCUCAAGAUCACCGAUUUCGGUGUCUCGGAAGUAUUUUCAGGUAUCCAUCCUGGGUUGCGAGCUGCCGGUGGGCAGUGUGGGAAGUCUAUGGAUGAGAACCGCAAAUGCUCGUCAGGGGUUUGUGGCAGCUUACCUUAUAUCUCUCCGGAAGUCCUAACGGAAAAUGGUGACUACGAUCCGCGUUCUCUCGAUGUAUGGUCGUGCGCGAUUGUGUGCAUAACGCUUUUCUUUCAUGGUAUCCCAUGGCAAGCCGCGAAACCCGAAGAUCCUGGCUAUAGCAAAUUCUUGGCGGGUUGGCAUAAAUUCUUGCUGAGGAAUCCCCGUGGUAAAGUCACGAAGACAGAAUAUCCUUCGUGCGGUGAAGCUUUCGAAGCAUUGCCGAGCAGCAGGUUGCGGCGAAUCAUUCUGAAAAUGCUGCAUCCGGAUCCAGACAUGCGCAUUACAAUCGAUGAGGUCUUGAGACAUCAGUGGAUAAAGAACAUCGAGUGUUGUAGCCCUGAAACUAGCCAUGUGGCUAACCCGAAUGCUCCGAUGGAUUCUUCUGAUAGUGUUAGUACACAGGAUGCUCGGAAGAAGGUGGCCAAGAUCCAUCAUCAUCUUCCACCACCUAGAACGUGA